Arachis ipaensis is the source of this 1989-nucleotide messenger RNA. RefSeq lists its product as uncharacterized. NCBI's taxonomy places the organism in Eukaryota, Viridiplantae, Streptophyta, Magnoliopsida, Fabales, Fabaceae. The record is from RefSeq and is a predicted model, not a curated record.
UUAAUUUUUUUUCCAAAGUCUAAAGAAAAGAAAGAGCGCGUAAGUUUUUCUUAAUUCUUAUUAUUGCCAUUGCCGUUGCCAUAUCCAACAAGGUUUCUUCUGCAUAGAGGAGGAGAUCUUCACAAGGGUCUCUUUCACCUUCAAAGCUUCAACUUUUUUUUCAAUUAAAAUAAAGUUUGACUCCUUUAAACUUGUUGCUUCCAGAGAGCCUUCUUUUGUUGUUUCGGUAUAAAGGAAGGCUCUUUCGUUUGAAAUCAAUCUCUGGUCUUUUGUUGGUCCUUCUUCUUCUUCUUCCUCUUUCUUCUUCAUCUUCUUGUAGACAAGGUGUUUGAUAAAAUGUUGAGGUUAUGGAUGGGGUAUCUGAAGCUGGUGGAACUGUUUGUGAGCUCUUUGGUUCAUUUGCUUUAUGGAUUCUACAUUUUCAGCUCAGCUGUUGCUGGAGAUUUAUCUGAGUCGCUCAAUGAAAUUCUGUACCAAAAGCCUAAGAAGAUUGUUGAUGUCGUCAAUAAGGUCAGUGAGAAGAGAAUAAUUUCUGCUGACGAAGAAAACAGUGCUGCUUCUACCAAUGGUUAUGAUCUUCCUCCUAUUGUUCUUGUUCAUGGGAUUUUUGGAUUUGGCAAAGGGAAAUUGGGUGCUUUGUCAUACUUUGCUGGGGCAGAGAAGAAAGAUGAAAGGGUUCUGGUUCCGGAUUUGGGGUCUUUAACCAGCGUCCAUGAUAGGGCACGAGAAUUGUUCUAUUAUUUGAAGGGUGGCCAAGUUGAUUAUGGAGAAGAGCACAGCACGGCUUGUGGACACUCUCAAUUUGGAAGAAUUUAUGAACAAGGGCACUACCCUGAAUGGGACGAGGAUCACCCUAUUCACUUUGUUGGACACUCGGCUGGAGCACAAGUUGUUCGUGUCAUGCAACAAAUGCUUGCUGAUAAGGCAUUCAAGGGAUAUGAAAAUACAUCAGAACAUUGGGUAUUGAGCCUAACAGCAUUAUCUGGAGCGUUAAAUGGCACUACAAGAACCUACUUAGACGGCAUGCGGCCAGAAGAUGGAGUAUCAUUGAAAAAUGUUUGCCUGCUACAAAUUUGCCGCAUUGGGGUGCUUAUAUAUGAUUGGUUCGACAUUCCCUGGCUGAAGAAUUACUAUAACUUUGGCUUUGAUCAUUUCAACAUGUCGUGGAAGAAGGCAGGGAUAUCCGGCCUUGUUGACUGCCUCCUGGGGAAUGCUGGUCCAUUUGCUUCAGGGGAUUGGAUCCUCCCUGACCUUACAAUUCAAGGUACUAUAAAACUAAACAGCCAACUACGCACAUUUCCAGACACGUACUACUUCAGCUACGCUACAAAGCGUACCAGGAAGGUCCGGGGAAUCACGGUUCCUUCAGGCAUACUUGGAAUUCACCCGCUACUCUUUGUCAGAGUUUUGCAAAUGAGCCAGUGGACCUAUCCUCCAAAUGCUCCUCUCCCUUAUAAAGGCUACAGAGAUGAGGACUGGCAUGACAAUGAUGGAGCGAUGAACACAAUAUCUAUGACUCAUCCACGUCUCCCAAUUGAACACCCCAGCCACUUUGUAGAAAACGAUUCUGACUGCCAGCCCUUAGAACCUGGGAUCUGGUACUACAAGUAUGUUGAAGGUGAUCACAUACAAUUCAUUAUUAACAGGGAGAGAGCAGGAGUGCAGUUUGAUUUAAUCUAUGACAGCAUUUUUGAACGCUGCAGGAAGCAUGUUUUCAGAAAGAAGCUUCCAACAGUGCCAAAUGAAGUCCAUCACUAGCCUUAAAUUUGCAUCUCUUAGACACACCCUCUCUCCCCAUUUAUCAAUUGAACAGAGAAAAAAAAAAAGGCCAUUCAAUUCAUUUCUACCCCUCACCUUUGUAAAUGUAAAAAUUUUCUCUCAUUUUUCCAAUUUAUUUGUAGAAUUAUGAGAAGUAUCAGAAUCAAGUAGUGUAUACAGUGCUAUGAAUGCUAUCAAAAGUGAAAAUUAAUUACAUAUAAUUUGUUCAAA